AUGGCUCGCGGCUACUCACCCCCCGAAUCGCCGCUGUCCUCGGUGCGGUCGUCGGACCACUCCGAUGAUGACGGCCACGACUUUGAUGAUGCCGCCUCGCGCCCGUCGAAGCGCCUCAAGGUAGACGCUGCGUCGCGGGCGUCGCGCGCAUCCUCCACGGCCGUCCACGACGUCGAGCACGACCAGGACGUCCCCGAGCCGGACCCUCUCGAGGGCAUGUCCGAUCUGUCGUCGGACACGUCUGGUGACAUUCCCAGCUCGCCCAUCAACGCGCGGCUCGACGAGGAAGAUUUCCAGGACCAGGUCAGCGUCUGCGACUGGGACGGCUGCGAGGCCGGCGACCAGCGCAACAUGGACAGGCUGGUCGAGCACAUCCACAACUCGCACAUUGAGAACCGCCAAAAGAAAUACACCUGCGAGUGGAAGAGCUGUUCCCGGAAGGGCUUGCCGCAUGCCAGCGGCUAUGCGCUCAAGGCACACAUGCGCAGCCACACACGAGAGAAGCCCUUUUACUGUUAUCUCCCAGAAUGCGACCGAUCCUUUACGAGAUCCGAUGCCCUCGCCAAACACAUGCGCACCGUCCACGAGACCGAGGCUCUGCGGCCCUCCGACCCCGUGCCCAAGUCGAUGCAGUCGGGUCCGCCCGGCGGCAAGUCGAGCAAGCUCAAGAUCAUCAUCAAGACGCCGCAGUCGCACGGCGGCCACGGCGUGGGCGAGGACGGCACCGACGAGUCGGGCCACGGCGAGGACGGCAACGCCGACUACUUUACCGCGCUGACGAGCGAGCUCUUCACCGCCGACGAGCUCGCGUUCUCCGUCGACAAGCUCUACCGCAAGUGCUUCUGGGAGGCCAAGUGGGCGGACGAGGUCGGCGAGACGCUCCGCCGCGAGUGCCGCGAGUGGGAGGACGUCUACUACAAGGAGUGGCUCGAGAAGGAGACGCUGCUUUCCCAGGUCAUCCAGGGCGAGGUCGACUGGCACGAGCGCCGCAAGGCCAUCCUCACGGGCGCGGCCGACGUGCAGGUCAGCAACGGCACCACGGCGCCGGCGGCAGACGCGGCAGCUCCGGUUGUGGAUGGUGGUGAGAAGCCGGCCGAGCAGGAAAACGGCGUCGCCGCCGACCAAGCUGAGACGACUCCCAUUCCCAAACCAGAGGCCAUCGCCGCUUAG
Akanthomyces muscarius is the source of this 1170-nucleotide messenger RNA. RefSeq lists its product as uncharacterized. Gene Ontology annotation, molecular function: DNA-binding transcription factor activity, RNA polymerase II-specific; RNA polymerase II cis-regulatory region sequence-specific DNA binding. NCBI's taxonomy places the organism in Eukaryota, Fungi, Ascomycota, Sordariomycetes, Hypocreales, Cordycipitaceae. The record is from RefSeq and is a predicted model, not a curated record. Gene Ontology annotation, cellular component: nucleus. The coding region runs from base 1 to 1170 and encodes 389 amino acids. Gene Ontology annotation, biological process: regulation of transcription by RNA polymerase II. The transcript is spliced from 2 exons.